AUGACAUUGAUCAAGAAAGUUAAGGAGAAUUUGAUCCAUUACAAUCUUUGGAAAUCCGUCCAAGAGCAUGACUCCAAAGUUUUAUCAGGAUUCCCUCCUUCCAAACUCAUCAUUGACGAUGAAGACAAUCAAGAAGAGUGGGUGGUUCCCAAACUAAUGACUGAUAAAGACUUCUCCAUUGAAGAGAUAGAAUCAUGGUUUGUUCAAAUAGAGAAGAUAUCUACAAAGAGACCCGCAAGGAUUACAAUUGGUCUAGUAAAUGAUGAUGCAACUAUUGUGUAUUAUUUCAUUCACGAUGGCAUAGUUAAACCAAGGCAAAACUGA
This is a messenger RNA of Dujonia railenensis, 324 nucleotides long. The record is from the annotation of a GenBank genome assembly. NCBI's taxonomy places the organism in Eukaryota, Fungi, Ascomycota, Pichiomycetes, Serinales, Debaryomycetaceae.